ACCCCCCCCCGCCCCCGUGGGCUUCCGGAUGCAGCUUUCAUCCGCAGCCUGGCACCCCAAGGGGCACAUGGAGUCAUGGAGAGAGCGGCGACCACCGGCCUCUCUAGAAACACUCUAGGCAGUACCACGUGGGGACACGGGUUUUCCUUCCACGCUCUGUUGGGUGAGCCCCUUCCUGCUGAGCACACCCCAGCCUUGUCACCUGGUGUCCCCAGGCUCCCCCUUUGUAGAACCAGCUGUUGCUGUCACAGAGUGAGGCAGACCGGGCCCUGCACACUCCGCUUCGAAGCUGGGGCUCUGCUUGCUGCUCACUAAGUGGUUGGCCAGAGGGCCCCAAGCACCGUGCCCCACCCUUCCCAAGGCCACUGUGCCACCCCACCUGCCGGCCAAGCAGAGCAGUCACUGGGACCCCACCCGCCUGCCUCGCACUGGCUUCUCUGCUGGCAGCCAGGACACCACUGGGUCAGGGAGACGACUUUGUGUUGCUUUUUUGGGCAGCACUGGGGACCGAACCCAGGGCCUGCACUCGGAGCUGCAUCCUCAGUUUUGCUUUUGUAUUUUCUUUUUGAGACAGGGUCUUGCUAAAUUGCCCAGGUUGGGUGUGGACUUUCCAUCCUGCCUCAGCCUCCCGGAGUGUGGGGAUUACAGGCCUGUACUUCCACACCUGACAGGAGCUGACUUAUACAGGAAGCAACCGUGAGUCCCUCCCUCAGGAGAAGCUGUCACUGGGUGCUAACAGCCUGCUCUCGCCAGGCUCCCGAGGUGCUGUGGGAAUUCCACAGGAAGUCACGCCGCCCCUUGGGGUGCAGGGCUGUGCCCCCGUAGGACUGCUCACGAUGAGUGCUCCCAUCUCGGAGAUCCAGUCACGGUUGCCCUGCUGUCGUGGGCCUCAGGAGGAGGCCACGUGGAGAGGGCUGGGACAGCCGGAGGGAUGCGGGCAGUGCCCAGGACUGCACUGCGCCCCUGCCAAAGUCACGGGGCUGAGGGACAGCGGGAGCUGGGGCUGCGUCUGCCCUGUGCUACUGCGGUCUCCACGGGCUGCGCUGGCCCGGGUCAGAGGGCCAAGGUGGAGGCUUGCUGCCAGGCCUGGUGCACACCAUGGGCUUGGCUUGGGCUCCGGGCCUCUGCUUCUGCCCCCAUGGUGCCCACGCAGGGCCAAGUGUGGAGAUGCGGAGGGAAGCUAGCCCGCCCACCGCAGGCCCACACGAGGCAGCCUGGCCCUGCUUGGGGGAGGCCGGAGAGGCAGGGAAGUGAGCUGAGAGGGCGAGCCGCGUCCUGGGCACAGCGCCCUCAGGGCCGCCUUUCCGCUCCACCCCAUCUGCCGCCACCAGCACCCGGAGCGUCAGUGCUCCACUCCCUCGGGGCCCUCUGCCGUGCUGUGAGGUGGGCGUCACUGCUUGGUCCCAGGUGGACCAGGAGGCUGGAGCAGCACGGAACCUGCCUGGCCGCUGCCCUCCUUGCUGUGUGCCUGGAUCAGAGAGCUUGGGAGGUCCAAGCACAUGCUGCCGACGCUAGCCUGUCCCCAUCUGUGCUGGUCCCCGCCGUCCCUCCGUCCAGACGCUGUGAUUCUGGCCUUAGCUCAGCACACGGCUGCACGGGGCACGCAGGGCACUCAGGGCUGACCCAGUGCCGUCCCGGCCUGGUCAGGCACCUCUGGUUUCGCUGGCCCGCAGCCUCUUCCCAUUUCUUAGCUGCUUCUCGCCAGUGAAGAGCAACCCGUGGUUCCCCUGGAUGGUGCAGACUACUGGGUCCCCUGACCGCUCUGGGCUGCAGCUUAUUCCUGCUGCCCAGGCCCCAGGCUCUGCUCAGAAACCUGGAGCCCGUGCCGGGUGGGAACACAGAAGCAUCGUGGCCUCGCUGUACUGCCACCCACGCUGUCCUCGGCAGCUGGGGCUGGGCACAGACUUCUCUGAGGGGCUUUCCUGCCUGCCAGCCUCCCCUCCGGGUGGCCCCCAAUGGAGGGCUUGGACAGGCAAGCCCAGGUGAAGCUCAGGGAGAGAAACAGAGAGAGAGAGGCAUCUCAUGGGCCACAUCCUGCCAUGGAUGAGUCUUAUUUGCUCUGCACAGUGCCUAAAAAAAUGUUUGAGCCAGUUGUUUUUGUUUUGUUUUUGAAACAGGGUUUCUCUAUGUAGUUCCGGCUGGCCUUGAACUCACUGUGUAGCCCAGGCUGGGCUCAACCUUGCGGCAACCCUCCUGCCUCAGCCUCUCAAGUGCUGGGAUCACAGGUGUGCACCACCGUGCCCACCAUUAGCCAGUUUUUUAAAGACUUCAUUUGGUUUUGUUUUUUAAAUCCCAAGAUCUCGAAGUUUUUACAGCAUAGGGUGUCCUGGCUACAGGCGGUGUUUCGGGGACCCCCCCGCAGCCUCCUGGGCUUCCUGAUUCGCCAGGCCUGGCACCUCCUUUCUCCUACACCGAGAGAGCCCUGGCUUUAGGCUCACUGUGUUGCUGCCGUGAAAUGAGUUUCUUUGUCAUGGGAGCAGCAGCAAGACGAUCAGCGGUGUCCGCCUCUUUUCGGGGCUGGGUUUGCACCCAAGGGGUCAGUCGGCCGGGCUUUACAGAGUGUCCGGCUGUGGGAUUGAAGGUGAGCAUUUGUGGGCCUGGCUGGUGGGCCCCGCCGUACCCGUGAUGAGGCUGCCUCAGGCAGCUGCAGAGCUGGUGCCCGCCUCUGACCUCUCGGGUCCCAAGGGCAUCCACGGCUGGUGCACCAGGGAUGAGCUGGUGUGGCCAGCAGCGUGGCAGAGCGGGGCCUUUUCAACAGCAGUGACCCUUGGAGCUGUGUCAGGGUUUCUGGGAAGCACAGGGAGGAGGGGAGGACGUGGUGUCGCAGGUCAGGCAGCAGGUGGAGGGCUGUGUUGGGGUCAGGAGCCUUGUUAUGCCAACACACACAGAGCCCUGAGGCUCCGGCCAGGAGAGGAGGCAGGAGGCGGCCUCUGCUGUGUAGACUGUCGCUUGUCCUCUCGUGGCCGUGGCUGGGGCGUCUGACUGAGCUAUCAGCGUGUCGGCCAAGGCCGUGUCCUGCAGCACGAUAUUCCCUGAGCUCACAGCAGUGCAUGCCCCAAGCUCCUGCACCCUGUCUCAGAGUACACAGCCCAUUUUACCCCCGUUUCCAGCUGAAGAAACCAGGGCAUGCCUCCUGCUGGCAGGGCACCUCGGGGCCCACGCCGUGUACACAGAUCACCUGGGCUCGAGGCGGGGAGGGGACCACGUGCUGCUGGGGUGGCAUGGGGAGCACAGAGCUCGGACACCAUCUGGCUGUAGCAGCUGGGGCCCCUGGCCUCCCCAGGGCAGCUGGACGGGCAGGGACAGCGCCGAGGGCUGAGAGGUGGGGCCGCUGCUCUGUGUGCCUCAGGACAGAGCUCAGGUCCUCGGGGGGACCCUGUCCCUUCUCCCAGGACCUGUCACCUGCUACCCCCUCGGAGACCCCAGCCCCCUUACCACCACUGCCCAGCUCUUCCGACUCACUCCGACUCCCCCUGGGCUCCAUCCCCGGCCUGGGUCCCCAUGGCAGGUCUGCAAGCCAGGGCUGGUCCUUUCCUUCCUGGCAUCCCCAGCACCUGUGACUGCUGUGGCCCUCGGAAUGGAGCCCCGCUCUGCCGAGAAGCUGAGACCCCAGGGCUUCCUGUCAUGCUGGGUGGCCACACAGGAGCCAAACUGGAUCUGCCGUGCUCCAAAGCCCUCCACAAGGCAGAGUGCAUGCACACGUGUGCACACACACACACAUGUGCACAGAGACGCCCCAUUUUGCCCAGUGGAGCUGAACUCUCCCUGGUCCCUGGGGGACCCCACCUACAUGGGGCGACCCUGAGGGCUCCCUCAGCCCCUUUGCCCCUAGGGGCCACCCUUCCCCCCGGGGCCAGGCAUGGGGACCCGAUCCUUGGUACUCAAUGCCUCAAAGGCCCCAGCUCUGCAGCCUGGGCAGUGGCCUGGUGGCCUCGCUGUUGGACGCUCCUGGUAGACACCCUGUCCUGCCCCCGCCUCUGCCCCAUCAGUGCCUCUGCCAGGAACCCUCAUUCAUCUCUCUCUGCCUGGCUGCCUCCUCCCACCCUGGGUCUCAGAGGGGAUGUUGCCUCCUGCCAAGGCCCCUCCUGGCCCUCUGAAGGUGGCCCAUGCACCCCGGCCACCCUGCCCUGCCACCCUGGGGCCCCGGCCUCCCGUGACUUGCUGCACCCCACUCCUCAGUGGCCCCAGAUGGUUAGAAACUCAGGUGCUCAUUUCUGGGCUUCUAGGCCGGGCCUCCUCUGGGAGCCAGGCAGGGGCGGCCGCCUCCAUCACCCUGGCUCACGGAUGAGUAACUGCAGGGUGAAGACAGCCGGAUGGUGGCAUCGGCCGACCCUCCCACCCCACCUGGCCCACCUGUCUCGCCUCCCGGGUUGUAGCUUGCUGCCUUUGCUGCUCACUGAGCAUUUGAUAUACGGCCCCCGGCACGUGCUAAGCCCCGACAGGCCUGGCUUCACUCAGACUCUGAGGGCCGUGGCUGGGCAGGCUGUGCGGGAUGGAGGCGCUCAGCUGAGAAGGCUGGCACCGUCACCCGGGAGGCCGUGGGCACCUCCCUGCGACCCCAGGUGGGAGGCUGCAGGGCCCAGGUGCCAGUGCUCAGGCAGCUCUCUGGGCUGGGCUCCGGUGCCCACACCGUUCACCCAGGCUGGCCCUGCCUGGCCUCGGGGCUGCGUGUCUGAGGGCAGAGGCUCCAUCCCAGGCGCCCUCUGCCCAUCGGGCAGCGGGGCCCUUGCUCUUGGCUGAGGGCGCAGAGAGGCUGGGGAGGGCUGGGCCUGGCUGCUCAGGCUGCUCCUCCCUGGGCCUGCAUCAGCCCUCUGGGCCUCAGUUUACCUCUUUGCGCAGCGGAGCCGUGUGCCAGCUAUUCCCCAGGUGCCUGAAGCUUGGGGAAGGCAAUGGCUUUGGGAGUGUUUCAUGGGCUGCGACCCGGGAAGGGGGGUGCUCACCACCCCCAGUCACACAAAUAUCCGCCCCUGGAGCCACGUGCUCCGAAUGGUCCCCAGGGUGCACACACUGACUCCUGUGUGUGAGCCCUGCCAGGAACUCACCAGCUCAGGACCCUGCUCCACUCCCUGCGGAGGAUACAGCCUGGAGCCGAGGCCCCAGCCCCCUCCUCUCCGUCAGGCCUGCCAUGCCCCGGGCCUCAGCCACGUCUGUCACACCCUCCCGACACGCAAGGUGGAGAGGUCACACACAUGCGCUCCGAACCUGGCCACCCUGCAGAGCUGGGCCUGGGCUCAGCUCCCCUGGAGGGCUGGGCCUGGGCAGCUCAGGAAGAAGUGGAGGCGGUGGAGGUGGGACGGUGGGCCAGGCCAGCUGGGCCGGGAGCACAGAGGCAUCCUGACCCUGAGCCCAAGUGACGCCCAGAGCAGUCCAAGGGAGCGCGCUGCACCCCAGCCGGCUCUGUACUCGGUGGACGAGCAGUACUCACCCAGCGUGCCCAGCAGGAAUGUGACGGCCAGCAGCGGGGACCCCAUGGGCACGGCCUGCUCCUGCUCGGCCUCGAGCUGCUGCCGAUGACAAAGCCACGCGAGUCCCUCGCUGUGCCAGGCGUCGUGAUGUCAAGAUCGCACGUGUGCGGGACACACACUAACCUCCCCCUGCUUCACUAGAGGCAACACCACUGGCCUGUGGGCCAGGACAGUGGCCCAGGUCACCUCGCAGGACCUGGAGGCCCCGAGGCUGGAAAUGCUGACUCCUCCCCGGCCCCAUGUCUGGUGGGUGGAAGGCUCGCACUCUGCCUUCGAUCCACCCCUCCCCUUUGCCAUCUCCCGGGGCCUGAGUGUGGACGUGUUGAUUGCCUGGAUUUGGCACUGUCUCCCUCCGCUGCCCGUGCUCUUCCGGCUGCUCCCAGUCCUCUGGCCAUGCCGAGGCCCAGCCCCAGGGGCGAGUCCGGUGCCUGUCCCUUGCCCAAGAAUGAAUCUAUCUUUUGACACCGUGCCCACGGCCCGUGGGAAAUAGCCAGCCUUUUGCCCACUGAGCACAUCAAUAAAAGCUGCUUUUCCCUUCGUUCCGGAAGCUGCCUGGACCCCUCUCAGUUGGUCCUGACCCCUUUGGCUCAAGCUGGAGCUGAGUGGCCGGGGCAGAGGACCCCGAAAGGCCUAGCCUGUGUGGUGACAUUCAGCUACAGUUGGUGUCAUUUCUGGGGUAACGGAUUUCUGGGGACUCUGCUAGGACGGGGAGCUGAGCCUGGCUGGGGCUGCUGGAUGCAGGGCUCUGGAGCCACUCGGCCCAGGCCUUUGGUGCACAGUCGCUGCAGCCUCCAUGUCCGGAGGUGUCCCUGUCCCAGCUCCUCCCCACCCCUUGCUUCUGUGUCCCCUUCUCUGGGCUCCUUUGCCCCAGCUGUUUGCACACAGGGAGCACAGACUCACCCAUGUGCCCUGGCUCCCUGAGUUUGCACACUCGCUCGGGGAUGAGUGGGGCUGUGCGGGACCUGGGAGCUUCUGAGCUCCCUGGCCGUUUCCUUCCGGGAUCCCUCAGGAGUCCCGUUGGAAACAGGCCGUGGGGGCCAGUCCCGCCUGGGAGGGAUUGGCCUCCCCAAGCGGGAAGGGGUGAAGUUCCCUAACUUCCGGGGACGUUAACAUUUCACCCGGGAGUUCCAAUUUGUGUCAGCGAGGACGCGGCUCCCUUUCUUCUGGUCCUCGCCAGGCCCCACUACUUCCCCCUUCUGCAGCCCAGCCCAGUCCCCCCAGCCCUCGGCCACCCUCCCUGUGUGCACGGGGGGACCUGUUCCCGGUGCAUCCCUGGGCCGUGUUCCACGAUAUGUGGUACCUGUGGGUCCAGUCCCCAAGAGGUCCCAUCUGGGGUCGCUGCAGGUAUCCAGGCACUCACGUGAAUUAAAACUUGGAGUGACCAGGUGACUUUUAGUUCACGUGGAUUAAAUCAGUCUUUGACAAGGGAGUUGGCUGAAAUGUGUUGGCAGGGAGAGAUGCCUUCCGGGAUUGUUGCUGUCCUGCCUGGGUUGCUGGCCAGUCAAGAUUGUAUUUGUCUCCGCUAGUAUUUAAAAUGUAAUGUUCGUUGUGCUUUGUGUUUCAAGGAUGGCAAUUUGACAUCGGUGUUUGACAAGAAAAUAACUUGAAAUGAUUAUAGCCAGGUGUGGAGGUGCACACCUGUAACCCUGGCACUCCAGGAGGCUGAGUCAGGAGGGUCACAAGUUUGAGCCCAGCCUGGGAGACUUAGCGACUUAGCCAGACCUGUCUCAGAAUAAAGAAUAAAAAAGCUGGCCGUGUAGCUCAGUGUGAAGGACUGGGUUCCGUCCCCAGGCCCACCCACAGAUUGUGCUUGUCUCAUAUCUCAGUUUGCGUAAUACAGGAAGAAUUGUGUAAAUAAAUUGUUUAACUAUAAAUGGGAGAAAUGCUUUAAAACAUGAGAGUCAUUUGUAAGUUAGUUGAAAUAUUAAAACAUCAGUUGAUAAAUAUAAAUCCUCAUACUCCUGGUUUCUUAAAUUCUAUAAAAAAGACACUAUAUUUGGGUCUAUUAAAUACAUUUUCAUAAUUGUUAGUAUAUAAAGAACAAUUCAAGGUUUCUCUCUUCCUAGGCUUUCACUACAAAGUAAAGUUACAAAGAGUUAAAAUUCUUUCCGUUUCCUGCCUCACAAGCAGAAGGACCCGAGUUCGAUCCUGGUACCAAAAAAAAAAAAAAAAAAAAGAGUUAAAAUUCUAAUUAAUAUGUGUAACCCAAUAUACUAAGGAUAUAAAGAAAUUAAGUUAUGUGUGUUGUUGAGAAAACUUUAAGAAAAGCAUAAAAUAUUUUUAUUUUAUUAGUGUUUUUAUUAUUUUGUUGUAGAAAAAGAGCAAUUUAAUCUAAAUUGAGGAAUUUUGUAAGGAUUGUUUCAAAAUUAUAAACUUAAGAAAAGAAACAAAGCAAAAAGUGAGCCAGUAAGCAGGAGAGCAAGGGAGAGGCAAAGGGAAUCACGGGACUAAGGACAUUUUUGGAUAAGAAAGGAUUUUGUGUGGUAAAAUGAAGAUUUUUUUUUUUGGUCCUCAAGCAAAAUGCCUGUUUUGUACCAAAAUGGAAAAAGAGAAAGAAGAGCUGCACCGGAGGUGAGAGCAGCCCCCGGGGCCGAGGGUCCCCAGCUAGGACAGAGCUCAGUCUCCGUGGCAGAGCUGGCUGUCAUGGUCUAAAAACUCGUUUAAAACAGUUUCUAAACUUCCAAUCUUAAUGCA
Heterocephalus glaber (naked mole-rat) is the source of this 8159-nucleotide messenger RNA. The record is from RefSeq and is a predicted model, not a curated record. NCBI's taxonomy places the organism in Eukaryota, Metazoa, Chordata, Mammalia, Rodentia, Bathyergidae.